CAGCCUAUCUCUCAGCGAUAAAAUCGGAGGUGGAGACACAUGGGGAGUUUGUGAACCGGCUGAUCAGAGAAGUGGAGGCGGCAGCGCCAAGAGACAUAGCGGAGGUGGAGAGGUUCGUGAAGUGGCUAGACGGGGAGCUGGGAUCGCUCGUGGACGAGAGGGCGGUGCUCAAGCACUUCCCACGGUGGCCGGAGGGGAAGGCAGACGCACUGCGGGAGGCGGCAUUCAGCUAUAAGGAUCUGAAGAGCUUGGAAGCUGAAGUGUGUUCGUUUAGAGAGAAUCCAAAGGAGGAGACGAAUGCAAUGUUGAAGAGGGCUCAGGCCUUGCAAGACAGGUUGGAGCAGAGCGUGAGCAAUGUGGAGAGGACGAGGGAGUUCAACUGUAAGAAGUACAACAAGUUUCAAAUCCCUUGCCAGUGGAUGCUGGACUCUGGCUUGCCAGCCCAGAUGAAGCUGAGCUCAUUGAGGCUAGUGAAGGAAUGCAUGAGGAGAAUAACAAAAGAGAUACAAUUGAACGAAACCCCACAAACAGAAAACCUUUUUCUUCAAGGGGUUCGCUUUGCUUACAGGGUGCACCAGUAUGCAGGAGGUUUUGAUUCGGAGGCUAUAGUGGCUUUCGAAGGAAUGAAGCAAGUUGGGCUGCAGCUUAAUCAAAGAAAAUAGGGUUCUUUGGUGAUAAGUUAUAGUUAACAGCACUUGUAAGAAUCAACAUUGCAGCAGACCCAUUCAGAAAAGGGAUGUAAUAUGAAUGAUUGAAUGGGAAGUUCUAUACACAAUCAAUCCUAUGCUUAUU
Molecule: messenger RNA, 792 nt
Organism: Cucurbita pepo subsp. pepo (vegetable marrow)
Lineage: Eukaryota; Viridiplantae; Streptophyta; Magnoliopsida; Cucurbitales; Cucurbitaceae
Source: RefSeq, a predicted model, not a curated record